GCACGUCGGUCCUCCUACGCGGCCACCUCGGGGAAGACUAGAGCGCUCCGCCGGGCGCCGCCGCGCACCGCCGGGUCGUCAAGAGCCGGGUCGCCUGCGACUGCGCAGAUUUAUCUAAUUGCCCAACGACCACUGAUGAAGAUAGGUUGGAGUAACUGCUGAAACUGAAUUUUAUUGACCAGAAGACAGUCCAUUUGUUUCACUUCUUUUUGUUUUCCCUACUGCUUUGAGCUUUACUGUAACGGCUGAAAAACUUGGAAAAUAAAAUGAACAUGCUGUGGUCUUGAACUUUUUUUUUUUGAGGAAAAAUUAAAGUGCCAGAGUGAAAGCCAGAAUGGCAUCCAGAGAGAGACUCUUUGAACUUUGGAUGCUUUAUUGUGCGAAGAAAGAUCCAGAUUACCUGAAGCUGUGGUUGGACAAUUUUGUUUCUAACUAUGAACAAUUCUUAGAUGUUGACUUUGAAAAGCUGCCUACCAGGGUAGAUGAUGUGCCUCCAGGAAUAUCUCUGCUUCCUGAUAAUAUUCUGCAGGUUCUGAGGACCCAGCUUCUGCACUGUGUUCAGAAAAUGGCAGAUGGGUUAGAGGAAGAACAACAAGCCUUGUCAAUUUUGCUUAUCAAGUUCUUCAUUGUUCUUUGCAGAAAUCUAUCUAACGUAGAAGAAAUUGGGACUUGCUCAUAUAUCAAUCAUGUUAUCACUAUGACAACACUCUAUAUUCAACAAUUAAAAAGCAAAAAAAAAGAGAAGGAAUUGGCAGAUCAGACAUCUAUCGAAGAAUUUGUGAUCCAUGCAUUGGCAUUUUGUGAAAGUUUAUAUGACCCAUAUCGGAAUUGGAGGCAUAGAAUUUCAGGACGAAUCCUUAGUACUGUGGAAAAGAGCAGACAGAAAUAUAAACCAGCUUCUCUCACAGUGGAGUUUGUCCCUUUCUUUUAUCAAUGUUUUCAAGAAAGUGAGCAUCUCAAGGAAAGUCUUAAGUGUUGCUUAUUGCAUCUCUUUGGAGCCAUUGUAGCUGGUGGGCAGAGGAAUGCUUUGCAAGCAAUUUCUCCAGCCACCAUGGAGGUUCUCAUGAGAGUUUUGGCCGAUUGCGAUUCUUGGGAGGAAGGAAAUCCUGAAGAAGUGGGUAGGAAGGUAGAACUUACUCUGAAGUGCCUUACAGAGGUGGUACAUAUCCUUCUCACUAGCAGCUCUGAUCAGCGUCAAGUGGAAACCAGCACUAUUUUGGAGAACUAUUUUAAAUUGCUAAAUUCAGAUCAUUCAGCUUUACCUAAUCAAAGGAGGUCCAGACUGUGGGAAAGCCGGUUCAUAGCUCUACAGAUCAAAAUGCUGAAUACCAUUACAGCCAUGUUAGACUGCAGAGAUAGGCCUGUUCUUCAGGCUAUUUUUCUUAACAGUAAUUGCUUUGAACAUCUCAUACGACUGCUACAGAACUGCAAGCUAUUUUUAAAUGCUAACAGUAAGGUGGCAGACAAGAACGAGAAAGACCUUGCCAACAAAUUACUGACAGAAAUGAAUGAGGACCAGGUGUUUCAGGUACAGUUGGAUUGUUUGGCUGUGUCAACCAUUCAGGCUUUGACAGCAGUAAUGAACAAAUCUCCAGCUGCUAAGGAAGUAUUUAAAGAAAGAAUUGGUUAUACACAUAUGUUUGAAGUAUUAAAAUCACUGGGUCAGCCACCCCUGGAACUACUUAAAGAACUUAUGAAUAUGGCUGUAGAGGGUGAUCACACUUCAGUUGGAAUUUUGGGCAUUAGUAAUGUCCAGCCUCUCUUGCUUCUUAUCCAGUGGCUUCCAGAGCUAGAAUCCCAUGACCUGCAAAUCUUCAUCUCUGAUUGGCUGAAAAGAAUUUGUUGUAUUAAUAGGCAAAGUCGAACUACUUGUGUCAAUGCAAACAUGGGAAUUAGAAUCAUUGAAACCCUUAAUUCCCAUUCUUCCCUCCAUCGAACUUGUGCUGAGAACUUGAUUGCACUCCAUGGUUCAUUGGGGAGUCAGUCAGUGAGCUCAGAAGAAAUCCGUCAACUACUAAGAUUGUUGAGAGUGGAUGAAUCCGAGUACAUUCACCCCUAUACCACUCUUGUAACUCGAGCAAUCCUGACAAUGGCCCGAAAACAAAGUCUAGAGAGUGCACUGCAGUAUUUUAAUUUGUCACAUAGUAUGGCAGGAAUUUCUGUGCCUUCCAUACAGAAAUGGCCAGGGUCUGCCUUUUCUUUCAACGCUUGGUUUUGCUUAGAUCAGGAUCAGUUGACUCUUGGCAAUGCUAACAAAGGAGGAAAAAGAAAACAAUUAUACAGCUUUUUUACAGGAAGUGGCAUGGGUUUUGAAGCUUUUAUUACCCAUUCAGGUAUGUUGGUUGUGGCAGUGUGCACGAAAAGAGAAUAUGCAACAGUUAUGCUUCCUGACCACAGUUUCUGUGAUUCCCUCUGGCACAACAUAACCAUUGUUCACAUGCCUGGAAAAAGGCCCUUUGGUCAGAGCCUUGUAUAUAUCUAUGACAAUGGACAGCAGAAGGUCUCUGCCCCUCUGAGAUUUCCUGCCACGAAUGAACCUUUUAUUUCUUGCUGCAUUGGUUCAGCUGGGCAAAGAACCACCACUCCUCCACCAUCCCAAAUCCCAGAUCCACCUUUUUCUUCUCCCAUUACCCCUCAUCGAACAUCAUUUGGUGGAAUUUUGUCAUCAGCUUCCUGGGGAGGAACAAUGGAAAAAUCAAAGUUGAUUACCAAAUUGAUAUCAGCUGGAACACAAGACAGUGAAUGGGGCUGUCCCACAUCUCUGGAGGGUCAGCUGGGGUCUGUUAUCAUCUUCUAUGAAGCACUGCAGCCUCUUCAGGUGAAGGCAUUAUAUUUAGCAGGUCCAAACUGUUUAAGCCCUUGGAAGUUUCAAGAGUCUGACAUGGCUGACCUGCCUGGUAACAUCCUUCUUCACUACACUGCAAAGGCCUGCAAAAAUUCAAUCUGUCUUGAUUUAUCUACUAAUUGUUUGCAUGGAAGGUUAACAGGAAACAAAGUAGUAAACUGGGACAUUAAGGACAGCAUAAACUGCAUAGGUGGAGUAAAUGUACUUUUUCCUCUAAUGGAACAAAUCAGCCACUUUGGUGAAGGACAGAUUCCUGAGGGAUUGAAUGAAAGCACAGUUCCUGAACUGAUAACACCUGUAGAAGGAGAUUGGGUGGUAUUGAACUCCACAAAGGCAUCAGAGUCAAGACUAGAGAGAAAUUUAAUUGCAACAUUUAUCUUGAUUGUGAAACACUUUAUUCAAAGACAUCCUAUUAACCAGGACAAUCUUAUUCACUCCCAUGGAGUUGCCAUUCUUGGUGCCUUACUUCAAAAGGUGCCAAGCACCUUGAUGGAUGUUAAUGUAUUGAUGGCAAUUCAGUUACUCAUUGAGCAGGUAUCAUUAGAGAAAAAUAUGCAGCUCCUGCAACAAAUGUAUCAGUAUUUACUCUUUGACUUCCGUAUUUGGAACCGUGGCGAUUUUCCCUUUCGAAUUGGUCACAUACAAUAUCUUUCCACCAUCAUCAAGGACAGCAGGAGAGUUUUCCGAAAGAAGUAUGGUGUACAGUUUCUCCUAGAUACACUUAGGAUUUAUUAUGGGAGUGAUUGUAAAUAUAGUGAGCUGUCUCUAGAUGAUAUUCGAACAAUAAGGACUUCUUUGUAUGGACUAAUUAAAUAUUUUCUGUGCAAAGGCGGAACUCAUGAAGAGAUACAAAGUAUUAUGGGUUAUAUAUCUGCUAUCAAUGAAGAAGAACAGCUUUUUGGAAUUUUGGACAUACUCUUCAGUCUCCUACGUACCAGCCCAACUAGAGGUCAACUUUUCUUACUGCUGUUUGAACCAGGAAAUGCUGACAUACUUUAUGCCCUGCUCUUAAAUCAGAAAUACUCUGACAGACUAAGAGAAAUCAUUUUUAAGGUUAUGGAACAGAUGUUGAAAUGCACGAACGUUUAUGAACGAAGUAAACAACGUAUUCGGCUUAGAGAAGUUGGCUACUCAGGAUUAGGUCUCCUUCUUAAUGAAGCACCUGUUAAUACUUCUCUCAUUAAAAGUCUCACCAAUCAAAUUAUAAAUACAGAUCCUGCUAUUAAUUUCAAAGAUCUGUUAUCUGUGGUAUAUAUAUCUCACAGAGCACGUAUAAAUGUCAGGGUGGUCAUCUGCAGAAAGAUUUUACAGAUUUUACAGUCCCAGCCAGAUGCAGCACAUCAAAUAUCUCAACAAGUGGGUUGGCAAGACACUUUAGUUAGGCUUUUUUUAAAAGCAAAUUUUGAAAAUGGAAAUACUCUUCAUAAGCACAGUAGGGCUGUUGUAAUGAAAGACAAUGAUAAAAAUAUAUCAGCUGAAGAUAUGAAGAGGAACUCUGAUGAAAAGACAGAUGAGGAAAAAAUCAGCUCUUUUGCCUCAGCUCAUGUGUCUUCAGAUCAUUGGAGUUUGGAGGAUAGACACUCCCUAGACUCAAACACACCAUUAUUUCAAGAAGAUAGCUUGAUGGGAGAAUUAUCUUUCAAAUCAGAGAAUCGAGGAGAAUUCUGGCAUAAUAACCCUUCACAUCUGAGUUUAGAUCUCAGUGGAAUUGAUUCAUGUGAACUGAGUGAUAGUGGAAGUCAAAUGCCAGACAGCUUGCCUAGCACGCCAUCCCCGAUAGAGUCCACUAAGUCAUUUUCUGUGCAGUCUGACAAAGAAAGCAGCAUCACAAAUGAUGUGGGCUUUAGUGAUGACUUCCCUUUACUUGAAAACCAAGAGAGAUGUGAGGAAGAGCUUAUUCAAUUACUGACAAAUAUUUUGAACUGUGUAAUGUGUAAGGGACUAGAAAAGUCUGAUGACGAUACUUGGAUUGAACGGGGACAAGUGUUUUCGGCACUAACUAAACCAGGAAUAUCCAGUGAGCUACUUCGACCAUCAGAUGAAAUAAAACUAAUUUUGCUACAGAAGAUGUUAGAAUGGGCAGUCACAGAAAACAGAGAAGCAAAAUUUAAUCCAGUAACUGCUGAAAAUGCUUUCCGACUCAUGCUGAUCAUACAGGACUUUCUGCAGUCAGAGGGACUAGUUAAUUCGAACAUGUGGACUGAGAAGCUUUUAGAGGAUAUGAUGCUGCUCUUCAACAGUCUGUCAGUCUGGUAUUCUGAAAGUCCUGUAUGGGUGAAACUCUCACAGAUUCAAAUCCAGAUGCUUCUAGGCUUCAUUGGAAGGGGUAAUUUGCAGGUUUGUGCAGUGGCAUCAGCUAAGCUAAACACCCUUCUUCAGACCAAGGUGAUUGAAAAUCAGGAUGAAGCAUGUUACAUUUUAGGGAAGCUGGAACAUGUUCUAAGUGAAUCAAUCAAGGAACAGACUGAAAUAUACUCAUUUCUGAUUCCGCUUGUCCGUACCCUGGUUUCCAAAAUUUAUGAGCUUCUCUUCAUGAACUUGCAUCUGCCUUCUUUACCUUUUACCAAUGGAAGCUCUUCAUUUUUCGAAGAUUUUCAAGAAUAUUGCAGUUCAAAUGAAUGGCAAGUUUACAUUGAAAAAUAUAUUGUACCUUAUAUGAAGCAGUAUGAAACCCAUGCAUUUUAUGAUGGUCAUGAGAGCAUGGCACUUUAUUGGAAGGAUUGUUAUGAAGCCUUAAUGGUGAAUAUGCAUAAACGAGACCGGGAAGGGGGAGAGAGCAAGCUCAAGUUUCAGGAGUUUUUUGUGGAGCCAUUUAAUCGAAAAGCACGCCAAGAGAACUUGAGGUAUAAUAAUAUGCUUAAACAACUUAGCAGUCCACAGUUAGCCACUCUGAGACGCUGGAAGGCAAUAAAGCUCUAUCUUACAUGUGAAAGGGGACCUUGGGCUGAAAGGAAACAAAAUCCACUUCACUGGAAACUAGCUAACGUAGAAAAUUAUUCCCGCAUGAGACUUAAAUUGGUGCCAAAUUAUAACUUCAAAACCCAUGAUGAAGCUAGUGCUUUGAGAGAUAAUCUAGGUAUCCAGCACUUGCAGCCUUCCAGUGAUUCACUGCUUUUGGAAGUAGUGAAACAAGUAAAAGUUAGUGAUAUGGAGGAGGAUAAAUUAGAUCUUCCUGAAGAGGAAAUAACAGCCAGAGUAAAUAUUAAUGAGAAAGAAGAACAGGAUCAAAAAGAAAAAUUGGUGUUGUUGGAAGACUGUGAACUCAUUACAAUAAUUGCCAUAAUUCCUGGCAGAUUAGAAAUCACUACUCAACACAUUUACUUCUAUGAUGGCAGCAUUGAAAAAGAGGACGGAGUAGGCUUUGAUUUCAAGUGGCCUCACUCUCAAGUUCGAGAGAUUCACCUACGACGGUACAACUUAAGGAGGUCAGCCCUUGAGAUUUUUCAUGUUGACCAAUCCAACUACUUUCUCAAUUUCAAAAAAGAGGUUAGGAACAAAGUAUAUAGCAGACUGUUGUCACUUCAUUCUCCAAAUAGUUAUGGAACCAGAUCACCACAGGAGUUAUUCAAAGCAUCAGGAUUGACACAGAAAUGGGUAAACAGAGAGAUAUCAAAUUUUGACUACCUCAUUCAAUUAAAUACAAUGGCAGGACGAACCUAUAAUGACCUUGCGCAGUAUCCUGUGUUCCCCUGGAUUUUACAAGAUUAUACUUCAGACGAGUUGGAUCUUAAUAACCCAUCUGUAUUUCGAGAUCUAUCCAAACCAAUUGGGGUAGUUAAUGAUAAAAAUGCCAAAGCCAUGCGAGAAAAAUAUGAAAAUUUUGAGGAUCCUAUGGGAACUAUUGAUAAAUUUCAUUAUGGUACUCACUAUUCAAAUUCUGCUGGGGUUAUGCACUAUCUUAUUCGUACAGAACCAUUCACCACCCUCCACAUCCAGCUUCAGAGUGGAAGGUUUGACUGUGCAGAUCGACAAUUCCAUUCCAUCCCUGCUACCUGGCAGGCUCUCAUGGACAAUCCAUAUGAUGUGAAGGAACUUAUUCCUGAAUUCUUCUAUUUCCCAGAAUUUUUGGAAAAUCAAAAUCAAUUUAACUUGGGUCGUCUACAAGUUUCCAGAGAACUAGUAAAUGAUGUUAUUCUCCCCAAAUGGGCUAAGUCAGCUGAAGAUUUCAUCUAUAAACAUAGGAAAGCUCUGGAGUCUGAAUAUGUUUCUGCUCAUCUUCAUGAAUGGAUAGAUCUGAUUUUUGGCUAUAAACAGAGGGGGCCAGCUGCAGUGGAGGCACUCAAUGUUUUCUAUUACUGUAGUUAUGAAGGAGCUGUGGAUCUGGAUGCCUUAACAGAUGAGAAGGAAAGAAAAGCCUUAGAAGGGAUGAUUAACAAUUUUGGGCAAACACCUUGUCAACUAUUAAAGGAACCACACCCUUCUAGAUUAUCAGCAGAGGAAGCAGUGCAGAAGCAAACCAAAACAGACACUUCAACCUUUAACUUAUUUCAGUACCUCCCUGAACUCAAGUCAUUUUUUAUAGAGGGAAUUAGUGAUGGUAUUCCACUAAUAAAGGCCAUUGUCCCCAAAAAUCAGUCUCGUUCUUUUAUUUCACAAGGCAGUCCUGAGUUACUGAUAACAGUAAGCAUGAAUUACGUUAUUGGAACCCAUGGAUGGCUGCCUUAUGACAGAAACAUUUCUAAUUACUUUACAUUCAUCAGGGAUCAAACUGUGACAAAUCCAAAAACUCAGCGUAGUAUGAAUGGACCUUUUGCUCCAGGGCUGGAGAUCACUUCUAAGCUAUUUAUAGUAUCACAUGAUGCAAAGUUGCUUUUUAGUGCUGGACACUGGGAUAAUAGCAUUCAAGUGAUGUCACUUACAAAAGGCAAAAUUGUUUCACACAAUAUCAGACAUAUGGAUAUUGUGACUUGUUUGGCUACAGAUUACUGUGGAAUACAUUUGAUUUCUGGUUCCAGAGAUACUACAUGUAUGGUAUGGCAGAUAACCCAACAGGGAGGUGUUCCUGUGGGCCUAGCAUCUAAACCGUUUCAGAUUCUGUACGGACACACUGAUGAGGUAUUGAGUGUUGGCAUCAGCACUGAGCUAGACAUGGCAGUGUCAGGAUCAAGGGAUGGCACUGUGAUUAUACAUACCAUUCAGAAAGGUCAGUAUAUGCGGACUUUACGACCACCUUGUGAGAGUUCUCUGCUCUUGACCAUUCCCAAUUUGGCUAUAUCUUGGGAAGGACAUAUUGUCAUCUACUCCAGCAUUGAAGAAAGUACCACCCUCAAGGAUAAGAAUGCAUUGCAUUUGUUUUCUGUAAAUGGCAAGUAUCUACGGUCUCAAGUCCUGAAGGAACAAGUAUCAGAUAUAUGUGUAAUUGGAGAGCACAUUGUCACAGGCAGCUUACAAGGAUUCCUGUCCAUAAGAGAUCUCCACAGUUUGAAUCUCAGCAUCAACCCAUUAGCCAUGCGAUCGCCUAUCCACUGUGUUUAUGUAACCAAAGAAUAUAGCCAUAUUCUUGUAGGAUUAGAAGAUGGCAAAUUGAUUGUCGUGGGUGUUGGCAAGCCAGCUGAGAUGCGCUCAGGUCAACUUUCUCGAAAAUUGUGGGGAUCUAGCAAGCGGCUCAGCCAGAUUUCAGCUGGAGAGACUGAAUAUAAUCCUCAAGAUUCCAAGUGAUUGUUAUUUCUGCCGUCUGUCAUGGAUAACUGAAAUUUGAUUUAUUGCUUUGUCACUUUAAUCUGUGACAGAUUAAAUGUGAUAUUAAAUCACUUUAAUGUCACAUCUCUCAACUAUCUUAAAUGUUUCAGGGCUGUUAUCCCUGAAAAUCAUUUAGGGAUUACCAAAAUUUGGUAUCGUAUGUGUAUAAAGUCAUAGGUUAUAUUAUUAUUAUCCACUAAAAAAAUUUCUGGUUAACAUCACUGAAUCUAUCUUAUUAACUAAUUCUUGGUCUACACUAAGAUGAAUUUGAGAAAAUACAUUUGAUUAGAUUUAGUAGUUUAUUUCUAAAGAUCAUUAGAUCCAUUUAAAAAAAUAAACUUCUAAAAAUAAAGAAGCUAAAUUCAAUUUGCUUAUUCUAAACAGCAAAAGUUGAGGUAUUUCUAAUAAAAGAGUAGCAAUAAUGGGACAGUUGAGAGAUAUGGCUUUUAAUACAUUCUUUAGUUAAUCAUUCUCCUAUUUACUAAAUAAAUCAUCCUAAAUACAUCAAUUUUAUUAUGGAACUUCUGAUUGGAGGUAAUAUUUUAAAAGCAUCUGUUGCAUACUUGGAUUUUUAAAACUCAGUGUAAAUUACAGGUUUUCAUGAUAAGUUGAAAACAAGACUUUUGAAACUGGUACAUUGGCUCAUCCCACUACUACUUAGCAUAGUACUAAUGAGAAUUUAUUGCAAUGUAUUAUUAUUAUCCUUAAAUAAUAAAUGUUGAGUAGGAGUAAGAGAAACUAGAGACACAUUUUGUGGAUAUAUUUCAUUAGUAGUAAGAGUUAAGGAAAAAUGCUCAUUAUGAUUUUGACAGCUGGGUCCUUUAAGUAGCAUCUGCAGCUCAAUUUAUAUGUGCAAAGUACAAAAUUUCUUGGCUUUUUCUUUAUUAAACACUGUGUUUUCCCCCAAUAAUUAUUGGAGUUGGCAAUGAUACCCAACAUUUUUACUUAUUUCAUAUGAUUGAUGAAUGAACCAAAAAGAUAUGCAUAACUUAAACUAGUCAUUUGGAUAUAGUAAUUUUUUAAAAUACACGUUUCUAUUUCAUGUUAUGUAUAACUUUCAGGAUUAAAAUUAAUUUUAUUAUACAUAGCUAGAUGUUACAUUAUGCUUUUAAACUAAAAGGCUGAUAGAUUUAAUUCAAAGAGAUUGUUAAACUUUGUACUUUUAUAAGGUCAUAUUUUGAGUUAGAAAGUUUUUAUAACUACGAGUGUCCUUAAUCCGAGAUUCCACAGGUUGGGGGGAAUUUAUGAAUCCCUUAAAAUUGUGUGGAAAUUCUGUAUGUUAGCUGCAUUUUUUUUUUCUUCAGGAAUGAAUGGUUGGGUGGCUUUAUUAAAAGGGUCUGCGAUUGGGGGAAAAAAGACUUUUUACAAUACCUUUUAAAAAUAAUAAUAUUCUUUUUUCUACAAAUUAUAGAUUUCCUUAUAUCCAAUUGUCUUCUCUUGAAUCUUGAGAAAUUCUUCCUUUGUAGUCCUCUCCUGUUGCCCACGGUAUCUAAUACCCUUUUCUUUAUAAUCGUAUGAGUGAGUACAAAAUUUACGAGAAGUAAAGGAUUUUGUUUAGGGAAACUUUUUGAUAGAUUUGAUUGGCUUGUAUUAGGACUUGUAAAAAGUUAUAGAAGAAUUUUCUUUCCAGUUAUUUAAAAUUCUCUGUUUUAUUCAGUAAAAAUACGUUAUGUUUUAGAUGAAUCACACUGAAAUAAACUGAUACAGCAAGUGUAAAGUAGAACAUAUGCAAAUGUGAAGGUUUCCUUUUUGAGGACUUCAGUAACUAGUGGUGAAAAUGUCUCAAAACAAGUCAAUAGAGAUAAUUAUCAUAUAUUAAGAUUUAUUUCUUCUGUUUUUUCAUUCUAUUUUCAUUUUUUAUCUUAUAUAUUUUAGGAAGUUUCAAGUCAAGAGAAACAAAAUGAUGGGGUUUUCGUAUUUUAAAUUUGAUUUUUAAAAAACUGUUUCUAAAUCAAAACUUUGGAAAUGUUUCUUUUGCCUAUUUAUCUAGAGAUUUUGGUAUAAGGAUGUUUAUUUUUAAGGUCACUUAAUAUUGGUUUUGGAAGUUAUUUUGGAUGAUUAUAAGUUACAAAAAAAUUUAACUUAGAUUAUUAGGGGAAAAUUCCUAAAUUUUUGGUAUUUUACUUUGCUACUGUUUAGAUGGAGGAGCUAAACAAGCAGCAUUUAUUUUAUAGCACAAAUAUGAAGAAGCUUUUUUCACAGUAGAUACCCUACCUAGAGUAAUAGUAGAUGUUCAGAGCAGUGGGAUUAACCCUUAUAUAAUAUUUUCCAAAAAGUGAAAACCAAAAAUGUAAAAUUUUGAGGAAAAUCUUUGAGAAUAUUAGCAAUAGUCUAGAAGAAUGGAACUUAAAGUUUAUUAAAUAAGCAAAUAUAGUAGUAGCAUUGGCUGAAUAAUUCCUCUUUUGAACAGUUUAGACCACUGAUUAAAAGUCACUAGAUAAGAAUCACUGUGAAGAUAUACCUUGAGGGAUUAUGGUGUAUUUACAUGUUACCCAUAGAAAUUAUUUCUGUAUUGUAUAAUGGGAGAAAUGAACAGUAUCAUUAGAGUGCAGUAACAGGUGGACAUUUCAGAUGAUGAAUAUAAUAUCUCAGCUGUUAUAUGAAGUGUGUUGUCUUUGAAGAACUUUUCAUCUGCUUUUGUUUCUUGACACUCGUGAUAGAAAUAAAAAUGUCAGCAUCCUGAUGAUGUGCAGCAAUUUAUACUAAGGAAAUGAUUUUUUUUAGAAAGUGAGGUCAAGUAUUAAAACAUACAAUAGAGGUACUCAUUUAGAGAAUAAAGAAACUUUAUAAGAUUUUUUUUUCAACUCUUCCCAAUCAGUAUUCUGUCAUUACUUAGAUAAAAUUGGAGGAGAGAAGAAAAAAUAGAGUUGGGCAUGAAUGAAGCUUGGCCAGUUGUUUAAAAUCAUAUAAGCCUGUGAAGCUCAUGUCAUCUAUGAAUCAUUUCUAUUCGUUUCCUUUAGGUCGCAGUGCUUUUUCAGGUCACAUCCUUUUGUAGGAGAGAAAAUGCCAAUUAUUCAUUUGUCAUUAACUAGGCUUCCUUCUUUCUCUAUGUAAGGCUUCCUUCUUUCUCUAUGUAAGGCAUAUAAAAAUUAUCCUUCAAGAACUAGUACUGAAAAUCAGUUUAAUGCUUCUGAAGGAAUAAGUGUACCCUCAUAAUUAAUUAGAAUUUAGAUUUGAAAGUUAAAUCCUUACCGAAGAUUUUUUGUAUUUUGCUUUAAUAGGAGUAAGCAGAGGAAAUUGUUAACUUAAUACCCUAUUUUUAUUUAAUGAUGACACAUGACACAUGGCCUUUGCCUUUAAGUAUAUUUUAUAUUGCUACUAAAGAAAUCACUAAUGGAAAUCUUUUAAUUGAAUUUAAAGAGGUUAGCUCCUUUUAUAUAUUUAUAUUUAUAAAGUGAAUAGCAUUGUCUUUAUCACCUUUCCAAUGAAAAGAUGCAAGUGCAUGGACUAUAUAUAAAUAUUAUAUAAAUAUUAAAUAAUAUUAUAUAAUAUGUAAUGUCCUGUGGGGGUGUAUAUAUAUGAAGGUUGGUCUCUUAAAAUACAUCAUUAAAUAUGUAAACCAUAAAUAAGUUCUUAAACCUGUCUUUAGGAUAUAGUUUUUGACUGAUAUAAGAAAUGAAAUGCAUUUUUUUUUCUCUAAAUCUAAUCUGUUGUUUUCCUUUAUUAGGCAGACUCAUAGCUUGUCCUAAUUACUGUUUCUCUCAUCAACUAAAACUGUUCUUUCCCAGUAAGUGACCAGCCUUGAACAUUUUUAUCACUUUAAACAAAUACUGUUCUCAGUAUUCUUUUUGCCUAAUUCAUUUAUCAUACGUACAUUUGAUUUGCUUUAAACUUGAUCAUCCAGAACAUUGUUAUAGAGAGUUUUCCUAUAUCAGAGCCCUUGUUGUGUUUUUUCUGAUGACAUUAGGCAACAAUAUAGUGUUAUCAGUCAUCAUUGGCCACAACUUUACUUCUUUAAUUUGAAUCUAGCAUUUUCAAGGCCAUUGUUUCUUAACUGAGAUUGUAGAUCAGACUUCUCUGUGAAGCUUUAUAAAUAUACAGAAGUUUAAGCGCUACUCUGGAUACUCUGAAUCUCUUUACUUGAUAUUCUUGGUAUAAAAAAUUGUCUCAGGGUUAUUAUAUUAAAUCUUAAAAUAUUUUCUACUAUAGAAAUUAUAUCCAUUCAUUUUUAUAAAUCAGAUCCGAUAUUCACAGGCUUAUUUGAAAAUAGGUUUAAUCAUUAUCCUUGAAGACAUUUUUUCUAAAAUUUGUUUGGAAUGGCUUUCUUAUCUUUGUUUUGCAUGCCGUGGAAACAACCAAAUUUCCUUUUCAGUUUGCAUUAUUCUUAUCAUAAACUCUCUUCAGACCUUUCACAUUUGAAAAUUAUAAAUAAAAUUUGCCUCCAAAAAAGUGUUUGCUUGUAUUAGUUCCUAGUGGCUAUCAGUGAAUAUUUUGCGUAUCUGAGUUAGGUAACAUUUUAAACUAUUAAUAAAAAACAUGAGUAACAAAAUGCUAGAUUUAAAACGUACACUUAGAUCUCUUACAGCGUUGAAGCUAGUAAUCAGUAGUUUUCCUAAUUAAAAAGCAUUGGAUAAAUUCCCUAAGCACUUCUGAGGACUUUUGUAGGUAUAGCCUCUGUAUGGAAAUACUCUUUAAAUUUUCAUAUGGAAAGUCUUAGUGUUACAAAAAAAUAAAGCAUUAACAUUUAAGAUAUUUAGGCCUGUACUGGAAAUGAUUCAAAUUUUCUACAUUAAAAAUGUAAGGUCAUCUUAGAUUAUAGGAGUCAUGCUUUUCUUCAGUAUAAGAAGCUUGUGUAAAAGUGGCUGUCUUAUCAGGUACUUUUCUGAUACAUUGUAGUAAUUUAUCAGAUACAUCUUCUUAGAUUAUCUCACUGACAUUUGUCACAUGUGGGUGAUUUCUAAACACAUUGUAGGAUUUGGACCUAUGAAGCUAAUGGCUUUAGUGAAAAAUAAAAGGACAGAGAUAAAAUUGUAUUUACUUUUGUCUUCAUGCCUUUAAUCUUAUAACUGAAAAUUCAGAGGAAAAGAACAAGUAGAAAUUCACUAAUUCAACAUUUGUUUUCUGUGGUUUAGUUUUAAUAUGUUUCCUUGGAAACUUAUUUUGCAAAUAUUACCACAAUAAUAAUAACACCACAAUAUUGUCUCUGAAUUGAAAAAGUUACCCAUUCAUUUUCAAAGUUGACUGCCAGUGGACUUUUGGAUGUUUGUGUGUGUGUGUGUUUUCACUUAUAAUAUGAUGGCUGUCUCAUUAUUUAAAAUUUAUAACUAUUUUUGAGUGUACAAACUGAUUAGCUAUUUAUAAUACUAUUAUAAUAUUGCAUUGUAAUUUGAGAAUAAGAAAACAAGUUAGGAUUUAGGUGGGAUUGAAAAAUAAAAUUAUAUUUUAUUGAUUAAAAUAUAAACUUUUAAAAAAGAAGUCUUAUUCCAAUUGGACCUUUUAAAAUUUUAUUUUUCUAAUAAUAUAUUGCAACUUAAUGUGUAUAAAACUAGAGUUUCUCUGGUAGCCAGUGUACUAAAUAAAUAGUUACUGUUAAAAUGCUAUUUUUGUUGUUCCUUAUCUUGGAAACAUUUCCCCACAAUAUCUAAGCAAUGUGUUUUAAGAUUUAUUGGGCUCAACCUACAAAUUCAACAAAUACUCCUUUUGCAUUUUGGAGGAAAAAACUUAACUAUGAUAUACAUAUUUUGCUCUUCAGAAUGCUAAAAUUAUAUUAAUCAAUAAACACUUUAGAAAGUAGUUCUGGUAAGGAGACAUCAGUUGUUGGACUUAAGUGAAAAAAUUUCAACCUCUUAGUUUCUUAUAUAGGGAUUAAAGAGAAUAACUUUAUUCCUUUGGGAUUUUAACUGGUUUUCUUGGAUAUUUUUCAAAGCAUUUAAUUAUAAUAGUUUCUACAUUUCUUCCAAAAUUAUGGCAUAUUACAGUACAUCUUACUGUUAAAGAUCUUUUAUAUUUUUGACUUUUUUUUCCUAUUAUGCUUUUUACUGCUGUCUCCGAUUCAUAAAUACCAUCACCAAAAAUUUUUUGUGGCUACUGUUUAUUUUAUAGUUAGCUUUAACCAUAUGGCUGGUCUUUUCUCUUCAGGAAUUCCUAACGGGUAUGGCUUUCUUUCCCCCAACUGUUUGCUUUUAUAGACUUAGAGCAAAAAAAUUAGCAAAAAAUAAUGAGAGAUCUAGCCAGUCAUUUUCUAUCAGAUGCAUUGCUAUAGAAGUGAAUUCAUUAAGACUGAAAAAUAUUGAACACAUAUGAUUUGUCUCUUACGUCAGUUUUUCUGGGACCCAGAUUAAAUAGGAGCAUUUCAGUGUUAUCAUAGAAGUGACAGUGACUUGAAUGCACACACACACACACACACACACACACACACACACACACACACACAGUCAGUUCAGAGGAGGAUAGAUGAAAAUUUGGAAUUGUUUAAAAAAAAUACUUGCAAAUCGUGCUGCUACUUAAAUAUUUAAGGAAUUCAAAAAGUUAUGUAGUUAUCGUAAAGUGUUCCUUGUCGUUUGUUCUACUGGAAUUGACCAUGAAGAAGAAUAUUAAGCCUUAUUUAUAUCCAAUUAUUGACUGUGCAAACUGUGACUCAAUGGAUAUUUGUAUGCCAAAAAAAAAAAGUUUUUAAAGUUGAGAAAGUUUUAGACUUAAUAAAGAUGUAUAAAUAAUUUUGAUUAGUAUUCUCAUUAUAAUGAAGCUACUGUUAAUUUGGUGCAAUACAUUCUUCCCUUUCUCAUCCUUUUAAAAUUAAAUAUAUAAGAUGUAUGUUUUGUUUUGUUACAUUGAAUUUUGUUUAAAAAUUUUUCAGCGUGUGUAUAUGAACUAAUGUUUGAUUUGUUUCUGUAUAGCAUGAAUGAAGAUAAUUAAAAAUUUUGCACAUUUUUUAGUCCUUUGGAAAUUUGUAUUCUAACAGUUUGUAAGAAUAUGCAUUUAUUUUGUACAUAAUAAAUUUAGCUUUGU
Molecule: messenger RNA, 15472 nt
Organism: Globicephala melas (long-finned pilot whale)
Lineage: Eukaryota; Metazoa; Chordata; Mammalia; Artiodactyla; Delphinidae
Gene: NBEAL1
Product: neurobeachin like 1
Biological process (GO): intracellular protein localization
Cellular component (GO): membrane; cytosol
Molecular function (GO): protein kinase binding
Source: RefSeq, a predicted model, not a curated record